Molecule: messenger RNA, 1500 nt
Organism: Trifolium pratense (red clover)
Lineage: Eukaryota; Viridiplantae; Streptophyta; Magnoliopsida; Fabales; Fabaceae
Product: transcription initiation factor IIE subunit beta-like
Exons: 5
Coding region: 146-958 (270 amino acids)
Biological process (GO): transcription initiation at RNA polymerase II promoter
Cellular component (GO): transcription factor TFIIE complex
Source: RefSeq, a predicted model, not a curated record
UUGGCAACUCACACACAACAAAUAAUAUUAUUAAAUACCCUUAAAUGCAAAAGAAAGUACAUAUAUAAGAAGAAAAUAGCAAACAAACUUGUUUGUUUACUUCUUCUUCGUUAUUGCUUCGAGAGGAGGAGAAAAAGCUUUCACGAUGGCGUUGCAAGGAAAGCUAGAUAGAUUCAAAAAGCAGCAAGAGAAAUGUGCAUCAACGCUAUCGAGCAUAGCAGCAAGCAAAGCUGCAUCAUCUGCUGUGCCAAGUCCUCUUGUUCCUGUCAAAUUUUCAAAUGAUACAGAAAGGCUUCAACAUAUUAAUAGUAUACGGAAAGCUCCUGUUGGAGCUCAGAUGAAGCGUGUUAUUGAUCUCCUUUUUGAGACUCGGCAGGCUUUAACAUUGGAGCAAAUAAAUGAAACAUGUCAUGUGGACAUGAAAGCUAACAAAGAUGUUUUUGACAAUAUGAGAAAAAAUCCUAAAGUAAGAUAUGAUGGAGAAAGAUUCUCUUACAAGUCGAAACAUUCCCUUCGGGACAAAAAAGAGCUUCUUUUCCUGAUACGCAAAUUUCCAGAGGGCAUUGCUGUUAUUGACUUAAAGGAUUCAUACCCAACUGUGAUGGAGGACUUACAGGCUUUGAAAGCUGGUAGGGAGAUUUGGCUGCUGUCCAACUUUGAUUCACAGGAAGACAUUGCCUACCCUAAUGAUCCUAAAGUGCCUAUUAAGGUUGAUGAUGACCUAAAACUGCUUUUUCGUGGGAUUGAAUUGCCUCGUGAUAUGCUUGAUAUAGAGAGGGAUCUCCAGAAAAAUGGAAUGAAACCUGCUACUAACACUGCAAAGAGGAGAAGUGCAGCACAAAUGGAAGGCAUUUCAUCCAAGCCUAAACCUAAGAAGAAGAAGAAUGAAAUCACCAAGAGGACCAAGCUGACUAAUGCCCAUCUUCCAGAGCUUUUUCAGAACUUAAAGAACUCCUGAUUGAAGUAACUCACAGCGUGUGUUGGGCGGAUUCUCAUAGUUCGCUUAGUGGCGUCAAAUUGAUAAUGUGUUUAGAGAGUCUUCCUGUCGUCCUUAAGAAUAUAUCUUUUUUAUUGUAUUAGCCUACUGCCGCUGGUUUUGGACGUAUUCAAUUUGUUGAAGAAACAAUUUUUCAGAGCACAUUGCAAAUUCAGGGUAUUCCUUCCAGGCUUAAACAGGAGUCUUAAGUAAAAGGAAAAAUGUGGGCAGAGCCCCUCUUCUAGUGGUUUUAUCUAAAUUCAAGGUCGCAUUGUUUUAAAGUGCAGAAAAUGGUGAACCAGCAACCAAGUUAUAGCAAACUUGGUCAUUUAGCAGAGUGAAAAUAUUGAGUAUGUUCUCAUUUGUACGUCCAACUUCUGGAAGUGAAUAAUGAUAUUUUUUGUUGCCUGUUGGUGAGAAUUAAGACUAUCACCUCUUUCAGAGUGAUGUAAUUUUAUUGAAAAUUUGUAUUGAUACUUACAUUUAAACAUUUGCAUGUUAUUUUGAAUGUUUUACUGUUCAAA